AUGCGCGUUCAGAAGUUUGAGGAGCCUCAUAAGCUGUAUCUGAACUUAAAGACCCCUAUUUGGCCUGUGUGGAGCAAUGAGGCGGGCAUCAAAGUCGAGGAUGCAGGAGAACAACCUCACCGUCCUGUAGAGGCUGUAGUGGAGCUCCUGGGCCAGAGAUGUGUGAGUGGAAAGAAGGAAAAGAAGAAGGGAGUUAAACUGACCAAGGCUGAUCUAGAGGGCCCCAGUGGAUUUCAACAUGUGACUCAUGUUGGAUGGGAUCCAAACACAGGAUUUGAUAUAAGAUUAUAUUGUUACUUGAAUUGCAACUCAAAGUUUACCAACAACCUGGACCCUGACCUGAAGAACUUGUUCUCCAGGGCUGGGAUCAGUGAAGACAAGCUGACCAACGUAAAGACCUCCAGACUCAUCUACGACUUAAUUGCACAGUCAGUCUGGAGGCUGUCAAAGCGGAGAUGA
Messenger RNA from Oncorhynchus kisutch (coho salmon), 459 nucleotides. RefSeq names its product neural Wiskott-Aldrich syndrome protein-like. The record is from RefSeq and is a predicted model, not a curated record. Gene Ontology annotation, biological process: actin filament organization. The transcript is spliced from 6 exons. Bases 1 to 459 code for a protein of 152 amino acids. NCBI's taxonomy places the organism in Eukaryota, Metazoa, Chordata, Actinopteri, Salmoniformes, Salmonidae.